AUGAACGGCACUGGUGGUUUUAUAUCAGAUGAAAACCGGGAGAUUCUCCAAUCAGCUUCAGGGAGUGAAGGUCCAUUAUCUUCUUCUUCAAAAUCUCCAAGGUCAACACAGGUCCAUGGCAAAGGUAGUCCAGUUAAUCAUGAUAGGCAAUCACGUUCUCCAAUAGAUGGUCAUCCUAAGAAAGGUGGUUGUGGUGGCAAAGGAACUUGGGGAGGGUUAAUGGACACUGAUUCCAGUUAUCCUCUUGACUCAAAGGACCCAAACUAUGAUAGCAGUGAGGAAGAAUGUGAACAUCCAAAUGCAAGAAAAUCAGCUCCCGAUUUUGAUGCAUAUAAAAAGAAAGUGACAAUAAUAGUGGAGGAAUACUUUGCUACUGAUGAUGUUGUCUCAGCUACCAAUGAAUUAAAAGAACUUGCAAUGCCCAGCUAUAAUUAUUACUUUGUUAAAAAGCUUGUCUCUAUGGCUAUGGAUAGGCAUGACCAUGAAAAAGAAAUGGCUGCUGUCCUAUUAUCUGCACUCUAUGCUGAUGUGAUUGAUGCUCCACAGGUUUACAGAGGCUUUAGUAAAUUGGUGGAAUCUGCAGAUGACUUGAUUGUGGACAUACCAGAUACAGUUGAUAUUCUUGCUUUGUUUAUAGCUCGAGCUGUUGUUGAUGACAUACUCCCUCCUGCAUUCCUUAACAAACAGAGGGAGCUCUUACCUAAUGAUUCAAAGGGGGUGGAAGUCUUGGAAAGAGCUGAGAAAGGGUAUCUAGCAGCUCCUAUGCACGCUGAAACUAUAGAGCGUCGCUGGAGGGUUGGUAAGAAAACAGUUGAGGAUGUGAAAGCAAGGAUAAACAACUUGUUGAUCGAGUAUGUAGCGAGUGGUGACAAGAAAGAGGCUUAUAGAUGCAUAAAGGAUUUGAAAGUUUCCUUCUUCCAUCAUGAAAUAGUUAAACGAGCGCUUGUUAUGGCAAUGGAAAAUCGGAAAGCUGAAGAUAGACUACUGGAUCUACUCAAAGAAACAGCUGAAGAAAGCCUGAUAAACUCAAGUCAAAUUACAAAGGGAUUUGAUAGGAUGAUUGACACAGUUGACGAUUUGUCCCUUGACAUACCAGAUGCGCAGAAGAUACUGAAGUCUUUAAUUUCUAAGGCAACAUCUGAUGGUUGGUUGUGCGCUUCAUCUUUGAGGUCGUUAUCAUUGGAGCCUAGAAAUAAAUCAUUCGAAGACAAUUUUACUAAAACUUUCAAGUUGAAGUGUCAAACAAUCAUUCAAGAAUAUUUCUUGACUGGUGAUAUCUCGGAGGUUUUUAGCUGUCUAGAAGCAGAAAAUAAAACUUCUUCAGGCGAACUGAAUUCUAUUUUUGUUAAAAGGCUGAUAACUUUAGCUAUGGAUCGGAAGAACAGGGAGAAAGAAAUGGCAUCUGUUUUGCUAUCAUCUUUAUUUUUUCCUGCAGAUGAUGUAGUAGAUGGGUUUGUGAUGUUGAUAGAAUCUGCAGAUGAUACUGCUCUAGAUAAUCCAGUUGUUGUUGAGGAUCUUGCUAUGUUUUUGGCUAGAGCAGUGGUGGAUGAAGCUUUAGCCCCACAACACCUGGAAGAGGUUGGGAGCCAAUUUUCAGGGACAGACUCUGUUGGGGCCAAAGUGCUUCAAAUGGCAAAUUCAUUACUAAAGGCUCCCCUUUCUGGAGAGCGCAUCUUAAGGUGUUGGGGUGGCGGUGGUAGCAGUACGCCAGGAUGGGCUGUUGACGAUGUGAAACUCAAAAUAGCAAAGCUAUUAGAGGAAUAUGAAUCCGGAGGAGACAUUAGGGAAGCUUAUCGGUGCAUUAAGGAAUUAGCCAUGCCAUUUUUCCACCACGAGGUUGUAAAGAAAGCACUGGUGAUCGUUAUGGAGAAAAAGAAUGACAGACUUUGGGGUUUUCUUGCACAUUGUUUUGGCUCAGGGCUCAUAACCAUGAACCAGAUGACAAAGGGUUUCUCAAGGGUAGAAGAAUGUCUCGACGACUUGGCUCUCGACGUGCCUGAUGCCCGAAAGCAGUUUCUAGCAUAUGUCGAGAAAGCAAAGACUAUAGGAUGGUUGGAUUCAUCAUUUCAUUAUGGAAAUUCCAAAAAUGGUAAAGAGAAUGGGGCCUGCCUAUGAUAACGAGUUUCCAGGGAAAUCAAGUUGACUACCUUCUAGCUGUGCCCUGGUUUUGCAGACAAUAAGUUAAGAAAUCGACUUGAAUUUCGACAUCCGCCCGACACUGCAUUCUUGUUGGAAGUCAGCAUGCUUUUUGCUAUUACAACUUCGGUAUUUAUGUUCUUUGGUACUUAAGUUUUUGCACAACUCCAACAUCCAACAUCUCGAAAUUUGACCAGAUGACAUGUUGGAGAUUGUUUCAUCACAUUGUUCUCCGGAUCCUAUUUUUUGUUGCAUUGCAUUCGA
Molecule: messenger RNA, 2400 nt
Organism: Hibiscus syriacus
Lineage: Eukaryota; Viridiplantae; Streptophyta; Magnoliopsida; Malvales; Malvaceae
Product: MA3 DOMAIN-CONTAINING TRANSLATION REGULATORY FACTOR 2-like
Exons: 4
Coding region: 1-2115 (704 amino acids)
Biological process (GO): negative regulation of DNA-templated transcription
Source: RefSeq, a predicted model, not a curated record